AAUGGCUUCCAGCCCGCUGCCGGGGCCCAACGACAUCCUGCUGGCAUCGCCAUCGAGCGCCUUCCAGCCAGACGCGCUGAGCCAGCCGCGGCCAGGUCACGCCAACCUCAAACCCAACCAGGUGGGCCAGGUGAUCCUCUACGGCAUUCCCAUUGUGUCGUUGGUGAUCGACGGGCAGGAGCGCCUGUGUCUGGCGCAGAUCUCCAACACUCUCCUCAAGAACUUCAGCUACAACGAGAUCCACAACCGCCGCGUGGCGCUGGGCAUCACGUGUGUGCAGUGCACUCCGGUGCAGCUGGAGAUCCUGCGGCGCGCCGGGGCCAUGCCCAUCUCGUCGCGCCGCUGCGGCAUGAUCACCAAGCGUGAGGCCGAGCGCUUGUGCAAGUCGUUCCUAGGCGAAAACAGGCCGCCCAAGCUGCCCGACAACUUCGCCUUCGACGUGUCGCACGAGUGCGCCUGGGGCUGCCGCGGCAGCUUCAUCCCGGCGCGCUACAACAGCUCUCGCGCCAAGUGCAUCAAAUGCAGCUACUGUAACAUGUACUUCUCGCCCAACAAGUUCAUCUUCCACUCCCACCGCACGCCCGACGCCAAGUACACGCAGCCAGACGCAGCCAACUUCAACUCGUGGCGCCGUCAUCUCAAGCUCACUGACAAGAGCCCCCAGGACGAGCUAGUCUUCGCCUGGGAGGACGUCAAGGCCAUGUUCAACGGCGGUAGCCGCAAGCGCGCGCUGCCCCAGCCAGGCGCGCACCCCGCUUGCCACCCGCUCAGCUCAAUAAGAACAAGGAGCAUAGCUUUUUCAUCACAGACUCUGACGCUUCUGGAGGAGAUUUCUGGAGAGAAAGAUCAGGUGAACACACACAAGAAACGAAUUCACCUCAUUCGCUCAAAAAGGAUGUAGAAAAUAUGGGAAAAGAAGAACUUCAGAAGGUUUUAUUUGAACAAAUAGAUUUACGGAGACGACUAGAACAAGAAUUCC
Ceratotherium simum simum (southern white rhinoceros) is the source of this 979-nucleotide messenger RNA. The record is from RefSeq and is a predicted model, not a curated record. Lineage: Eukaryota; Metazoa; Chordata; Mammalia; Perissodactyla; Rhinocerotidae.